Messenger RNA from Aspergillus candidus, 873 nucleotides. RefSeq lists its product as uncharacterized. The record is from RefSeq and is a predicted model, not a curated record. Bases 1 to 873 code for a protein of 290 amino acids. Lineage: Eukaryota; Fungi; Ascomycota; Eurotiomycetes; Eurotiales; Aspergillaceae. The transcript has 7 exons.
AUGCCGGCAAACAGUCUGCUCAUUGAGACAUUCACCGAAUAUGCCAUCGGCAUGUGUUUCCUCGCUCUGAAGGUAUUCACCCGGGUACACAGCUUUGGCAUCCGAGGAUUGCAGCUGGAUGAUCUCUUCGCCGUGCUAGCUAUGAUAUUCUGGACCCUAGUCAGCGUCAUCAUCUUAUACCUCCAAAAAUAUGGCAGCAACAUCGCAGACGCCAAAACAGUGGACUCGUUCCCAGAUAGCAUGGUUCCCAACCUCAUCCUGGGCUCCAAGCUCGCCUUCACGAACUGGAUCUGGUAUUUGAGCUAUAUCUGGAGUCUCAAGGGUGUUCUUCUGUGUCUUUAUCAUAAGAUGACUGGACGAACCAGUGCCGGAACCCAUCGACAUCGCACCGUCUAUCUUGCUUCGGCGUUUUGCGCCAUCACGUAUCUAGCCUGUCUGCUGGCUCAUAUCUGCGUGUGCACUCCGAUCACGAAAAACUGGCAAGUUAGGCCGUAUCCAGGAGAAAAAUGCACCCUCCGCAAAGACCUCUACGUGGUAAUCGCCAUCCUAAACGUCGCCUCCGACCUCCUAGUAAUGAUCAUCCCGAUCCCCAUCCUCCUCAAACUGCAGAUCCCACCCGCUCGCAAAAUAAUCCUCAUCAUCCUCUUCUGCUCGGGCUUCUUCGUCAUGAUCAGCACCGUCCUGCGCGCCUACUACUCCAUCAAAAGCAUCAACACGUUGACCAUCGCGCUCGGCUGGGCCGACCGCGAGUGCUUCGUUGCGGCCAUCAUCGCCUCGCUGCCUGGGAUUAAGCCGCUGUUCCGCAACACGAGCUGGUUGGGUUCGGGGGCGCGCUCUGGGAAGCAGAUGCAUCAUCGGUUUACCCUCACCUAA